Chiloscyllium plagiosum (whitespotted bambooshark) is the source of this 2323-nucleotide messenger RNA. NCBI's taxonomy places the organism in Eukaryota, Metazoa, Chordata, Chondrichthyes, Orectolobiformes, Hemiscylliidae. The record is from RefSeq and is a predicted model, not a curated record.
AUGAAGGCGAAAUUCACAGAUGACGCAAAGAACAGUGGGAAGGCUGACUGCUGCUCAGAGUUGCUCACCAACACAUGCAUCUGCAUCGAGGAGAGACCAAAAGGAGCCAGUUACCCUGAGGUGCGGAGGAAGGUGGUGUGCAGCAAGCAGGAACUGCAGGAUGUUCCUCAGAGCAGUCUGCUCCCCAACAGGACUGGACAUCUGGCUCAGAAGGCAAUUCUGUUCAGGGAUGACGAGAAGCUCAAUGAUGAGGCAGAAUCUCCAAGGGGAUCCCAGAGGAGAUGGGAUCCUGCCGAGGGGAUCCCAGAGGAGACGGGAUCCUGCCGAGGGGAUCCCAGAGGAAAUGGGAUCCUGCCGAGUGGAUCCCAGAGGAGACUGGAUCUCAGAGGAGACGGGAUCCUGCCGAGUGGAUCCCAGAGGAGACGGGAUCCCAGAGGAGACGGGAUCCUUUCGAGUGGAUCCCAGAGGAGACGGGAUCCCAGAGGAGACGGGAUCCUGCCGAAUGGGCCACUGGAGCUGCCAAUCCUGCAGUUGAUUCCAUCCCUUCGGCAGGUAGUUUUCCAAGGGGAUCGGCUGCCGUUCCUGUGCACCGCGACCUAUUUGGACAACAGCACCAGGGUGUUGUGGUACCAUAACAACAUGUUGGUACAGCCACAGGAGGAUGGAGCUGCGAUCACUGUCGAGAGCUUGAUUCACGACUGCUCUCUGAUAUCCAGUGAACUAAUCCUUUCAAACAUUUACCUGCUUGCCAGUGGGGAAUGGGAGUGUGUCAUCACAACAUCACGUGGCAAAGUAUCCAGGAAAGUGGACAUUGUGGUGAUCGACACAUCUGCAACGUACUGCCAGGCUGAACAGGUCACAAACAACAGGGGAGAGUUCAGGUGGCCUCGUACUCUGGCUGGGAUAACUGUCUAUCAGCCGUGCCUGCAGUAUCCCUAUCCUUCCAGCUCUGUCAACGGAGUCUCCCUGGAGAAGAGGACUUCCCGGAAAUGCCAGCGCUCAGGCCAGUGGGAGGAGGCGGAUUAUUCCGAGUGUCUCUACACCAAUGACUACACCCGGGUCCUGUACACCUUCAUCCUGAUGCCCAUUAACAGUUCCAAUGCCCUCACCCUUGCUCAUCAGUUGCUGGCCUACACAGUGGAAGCUGCCAAUUUCUGUGAUAUGAUGGAUGUCAUUUACGUGGCUCAGAUGAUUGAGAAAUUCAUCAGCUUCACCGCUGAGAUCCAUGAUCUCAGUGACCUGGUUGUGGAAAUGGCCAGUAAUAUGAUGUUGGUGGAUGAACAUGUUCUGUGGAUGGCACAGCAGGACAGUGCUGCCUGUUCCAGGAUUGUCCGAUCGGUGGAACACAUCGCUGUCCUCACCCUGGCGUCGGAUUCCCAGGCCAUCACCAAGGUUUCUACAAACAUUGCAGUGGAAGCGUUCCUGGUGAAGCCAGCCGGAUACAUGGGUCUCAGUUGCACAGCAUUCCAGAGGGAGCACCCAUUCCCCAACAGGGAAGGCCAGGUGCAUGGUACCAGACCACAACUCAGCUUCCGCUGUAACACUGGGAACCUCACCGGCUCGCUGAGAAACUUCCCCGUCAAGAACAGCAUUGCUUUGGCCUCAGUGCAGUUGCCUCUAUCCCUAUUUUCCCAGUCGGCCCCUGGCCCCGGUGGGAACAGCUCCAGUUGCCGGCUGCAGUUUGUGGUGUUCCGUAAUGGGAAGCUGUUCCCCAGCACCGGGAACUCGAGUAACCUCGCUGACCAGAGUAGGCAGAGGAGUCCCUCCACACCAGUCAUCUUCACCGGGACAGAUGGUUGUGGUGUGAGUGAGGCCCGGGAUCCUAUCCUGGUAUCUCUGCGUCACUGGCAAACGGGUGAAGACCAGGUGGCUGCCCAUUGGAACUUUGAGCUUCUCAACGGCUAUGGAGGCUGGCAGGUUGCAGGAUGCCACAUCACACAUACCAAGGCCAACAUCACCAGCAUGUGGUGCCACACAUUCAGUAACAUGGCAGUGCUGAAGAUAAGGAACCAGCCUGUGCCAACUCCUGGUGCCAUCCAAGCUCUCCACCCUAUUAUCUACAGCUGCACCGUGGUCCUCUUGAUAUGCCUCUUCAUUGCCAUCAUUACCUACAUCCUGAAGCACAACACAAUCCGGGUCUCCAGGAAGAAUUGGCACAUGCUCCUGAACCUGUGGUUUCACAUCUCGAUGACGUGUGCUGUGUUCACCGGUGGGAUCAAUCGGACUGAGUAUGGACUGAUCUGCCAAGUGGUGAGUGCUGAUUGGAGCUGCACUGAACGGUGGGUGUGAGGUACAGACUCUGGCCUACAGACACAUGUCCCAU